Molecule: messenger RNA, 2666 nt
Organism: Xyrauchen texanus (razorback sucker)
Lineage: Eukaryota; Metazoa; Chordata; Actinopteri; Cypriniformes; Catostomidae
Exons: 7
Coding region: 23-1069 (348 amino acids)
Source: RefSeq, a predicted model, not a curated record
UGCAUGCUGCCAGUAUUCUACAAUGGCUUUAAGAUGGAUGCUCGUAUUCGUAGUUCUUUUAGACAACACAGUGUCCAGCUCUGAAGACACACUGUUUGUGCAGACAGGAGGAUCUGUUACACUGGAUAUACAGACACAUGAACUACCAGAGUUUGAUGAUUUAGUCUGGAUAAAUGAGAAAUAUGAUAAUAUAAAUAUAUUAAAAUAUAUAAAUGCAUCUAAAACAGCAAGACUUCACACUUCCUACAAGAACAGAAUGUAUUUCAAUACUGAAACGUUUUCUCUGACAUUGAAGAACAUGCAGAAGACAGACAGUGGAGUUUACAGAGCCAGUGCAAGUGGAGAAUUCAACAUAAUUGUGGCGAAACACAGAGUAUCUGUUAUGGAUCCAGUGGAAGCUCCUGUACUGUCUGAAAACUUCUGUAGCUUUACAUGUAUAGGACAUCAUUUUACAAUCAGCUCCACUUACAAUAACAGCUGUUUUCAAGAGGAAGUGAGAUCAUCUGGAAACUACACUCUAAGCUUGUAUUGCAGUGGUGACUUUAUCAUCUGUAACCAUAGCAACCCCGUCAGCUGGAUGAGUGAUACAAAGGAAGUUAAUGAAUCCUGCACUAUUAAUAAAGACACAAGAAGCACUGGACCGCAAUCUGAGUAUAUCUCUUGGUUAAUUCCCCUUAUUUUCUUAUUGGCUUUGGUUGUGGCAGUGGUCGGCUUCUGUUUCUGUAGGAAUAAAAAAGAUGCACAAGAGGGUGAAAAUACAAUUUAUGCAGAAGUUACGGAGGACAACAAGCCAAAGCCACAGGAGAUGCUGGAGAAAUCAGAAAAUCCUAAAACUGUGUACGAUACUGCAGGAGCGCAACCAUGUGUUACUAUGGAAACCAACCUGACCACACCCAAUCCUGACUCUAUGAAUCAGAAUGCAGCACCAACAGAGAAGAGCGACCCAGACAAACCAGUCACUGUCUACUGUGCCAUUCAAAAGCACUCAAAACCCUUGAUAUCUGAAACUGAAAACACCAUUUAUGCAGUUGUCAACAAAACCUCAGCCUGCUUUGAAUCGGCACAGUAACUGAAUUGAAAUGCAUUAAAAGUAUCCUCAUCUGUACAGUGUAUAUACUAUGAUGUCGAUAUAGAAAACGACUGAAUUUAUUGAAAUUGUACAAUUGCUGCAUGUUUGUGACUCAGAGGAAUGCUAUUUCAGUAGAGAUUUCCAUUGCUGAUUCCUCACAACCCUUGAGAUCAUACUUUAAAACCACUUCCUGGAAAGUGUGUGUGUUGGUCUGUAACAGUCAAGUCAAAGGGGGCGUUAGGGGUGUUUGUUUGGUAAAAGCUGCAUCCCUUUGAAAUGCAUUUAGACUGUUGAUACUGCUGUAGUGAGUAAAGAGUAUACUGCAUAGAGUGCACCAGUGCUCCUAUUAUGGCAGCAUUACUGUAGCUCUAUCGUGCAGAACUGGACAAAUCAAAGGACUUUCAGAAACAGAAAUAAAAAUAAGGGGUUCAGGCCUGCUAUUUCCUUCUCCCUCAAAAGUAAAUACUAUUCUGUUGUACUUUCUCACUUGUAAGUAGCUUUGACUAAAAUGCAUUUGCUUAAAGCAUAAACCUGAAUUGUAAAUUUUAUUUUGUCAUUUUAACGGUAAAAGACUAAAAAUGCUACAGAAAUAAAAUGUUAAUUGAUAAAUGAAUAUUAAUUGUAAAAUAUACAGUAUAUAUUUUAAGUUUUUACAAUAAAAUGUUGUAAAAAUAUAUAUGUUUUUAGAAGUAAAAUGUAUAAUUAAUGGUAAAAAUGUACAUUGUUUAACAAGAGAGUACAUGUACUUUUUACAGUAAAAUAUUGUAAAAAUUACAGUAAAAACAACAAUCUGGCGUUCCCACAUUUCUCUGCAUGACCCAUCAUAUUUCAUUAUAUGUUAUGGGAAUAGUUAUGUUUUUUCUUAUUUCUAUUAUCAGUUAUGUACAUUGGGGUGUUGUGUUUUAUAUUUAAUGUAGCUUAGUUCAUGUUUACUGCAGUAUUAAAAUUUCACAUGUGUUACCCGGAUGGUGUUUAGGCACUAUUGAUGAACUUCAUGUCAUCAUGUGCUCUUCUGUCAUUUUUACAAUACCUUCUUAAGUAAACAGCAGAGUUUUACAGUUUCAGAAGGUUAAUAUAAAGUUUGACAUUUUUGUUUUUACUGUAAAUUUAACAGAUUUUUUUAUUUUUUUACAUUGCCAUCGUGGGCAUGUAAAUUACAAUAGAUUUAAACUGUAAUAUUUCAGGUUGUUCUAUAAAUUUGGUUACAUUUUUACUGUAUUUUUACAAAUUAUUCUGGCAAACACGGCUACCUUUUUUGUUUUGUUGUAAAAACGGGAUUAUUUACAGUGUGUAUUCCACCUGUUUUAACUGAUUAUCGAGUGUUUAUCUGCAUCUGUUGCUUUUUUCAGUUUGUUCUGUUUCUCGAGUUUGUAUUCAUCUUUUGAAACUCUCGAGUGUAGCCUGUUUAACUGUUCUUGCUAAUUUUAACUUUCAUGAAAAGACUCUUGAAUAAAAUCUAUUAUGCUUAAAAGAUUAUUCCUGGUUAGAUACAAGUUAAGGUCAACUGACAGCAUUUGUGACAUUAUGUUGAGCACCACAAAAAAUAUUUGUACUUUUCUUAAAAAAAAAAAAAAUGCAAAAACUUGUGUUAAGCAAA